Messenger RNA from Candidula unifasciata, 2073 nucleotides. Lineage: Eukaryota; Metazoa; Mollusca; Gastropoda; Stylommatophora; Geomitridae. The record is from the annotation of a GenBank genome assembly.
GAGAUGGAGUGCGACCACGAGAGGCAGGAAGACAGUGGGCGUCGGUGCUUCAAGAGCUGCCAGUCCGACUAUGACUGCCUCAGCUCCAAGAAGAAAUGUAUGUGUGACGGAAAGUGCGGAAAAUCCUGCAUCAAUCCCCAUCUUCGCUGCUUGCCAGAACCCAGCAACAUAGCACACGGGAGGGUCUCUGUGUCUCCAUUCAACAGGUUCGGAUCAAUAGCAGUGUACAGCUGCGACGAGGGCUACGUUCUGGAGGGACUCCAUGCUCGCGUUUGUCAGGGAGAUGAGACCUGGAUGGGGGAAGCCCCCAGAUGUGAGCCAAACCAUGGGUUCAUCGGCCACAACCAAGACUGCGGACCUUCUCCCGUGAUCCCUAACGCGGUCCACAGCGGCAAGACGUACCAGAUCCGGUUCAGCCUGGGCACCAACCUGAGGUAUACCUGCCUGCCUGGCUUCGUCCAGCACAAGGAUAGCGUGGUCAACGCCUGGUGUGUCAGUGGAGGGGUCUGGGUCGGACCCAACAUGACUUGCAGCUCUUCAGGAUGUAGCUCGCCUCCUAAAAUCGCCAAUGGGCGUUUGGAGCUGCCAGCCCAGAACAUUGUGGGCAGUCGAGUGAAGUACACGUGCGAGCCCACGUACUUUCUAGUUGGCAGCUCUGAGAGAGCUUGCUUGAAAGAUGGCACCUGGGACGGGCGGGAACCCAGCUGCCAACAGGUGGUCUGCGGCCCUCCACCUGUCAUAGAAAACGCAGCGCAUGAUGCUCCCAAGGACCAGUUUCGCUUCCUCAUAGGAACGCACCUUACCUACACCUGUUCCUUUGGCUACCACAAGGAGGGCGUGGACAAGACUGUGUGCAGUGCCAAUGAGGGCCAAUGGAUCGGGCCUAAUAUGAGCUGCAAAGCUCGCGAUUGCGGCGCCCCAGGCGAGAUCAAUAAUGGAUGGAGGGAUCCCGGGUACAGAUUUACAUAUCCGACCAGAGUCACUUAUCACUGCAACGAGGGAUUCGAACUCCAGGGAAUGUCCCCGUACAGAGAAUGCCAGGCCGAUGGAGACUGGUCGGGCACCUUGCCCGAGUGUGAACCCGUACACUGUGGCGAACUGGGACCUCCCGUCCAUGGCACAAUGAUCGGCUCUGGAACCGACUACGGAGCUGUAGUGAGAUUUGUCUGCAACAAUGGAUACAGAGUGGUCGGGUCGUUAGAGCGGACCUGUCAGUCUGACGGCACAUGGAGUGGUCAUGAAACAUUCUGUGAAGAAAUCAACUGUGGAUUUCCUGGACCUCUUUGGAAUGGCUAUCUUGACGGACACAGCACUGGCGUGGGGUCUGUCAUUUUCUUCAGAUGUAACAUCAGGACCAAAUUUUAUGGUACCUACUUCUCAACUCAGUGCCUGGAAAAUGGACAGUGGUCACACGGAUUACCGCAGUGUUUGGGACAGUGUCAGAUCCCUUCUGUCAUGAAUGGAACCAUCACUAACGGACGUGAAGGAGUCUGGGUUGACCACGGCUUUGUAGUGGAGCUGGUGUGCCUUCAUGGGCUGGUGCUCAACGACUCCAGGCCCGUCAUCUGUGACAACGGGACCUGGUCCAUUAUCCCCAGGUGUGUUCCUGCUCCGUGCAACACCCCUCCACCACAGAUUGCAGAUGGACACAGGGUUUUCUUUAACCUGGCUCAUGGGAGUCGAGCCCGAUACUUCUGCAUCGCCGGCUACCGACUUGUGGACUCUCACCAGUAUAUGACAUGUGAGUUCGGAGCUUGGGUUGGGAUGCAGCCGCGUUGUGAAGAAAAUUUCUGCCCCAACCCAGGUAGACUAGACAAUGGAGAAAUCCUGAAAUUGGGGACCCAUGGAAAGUUUCAGUUCAGCGAUUACAUCAUCACCAUCAAACACGGUGACCGCUUAGAGUACCGAUGUAGCAAGGACCAUAAGCUGGUGGGCCCCAAAGGAGCAGCAUGUGUCAAUGGGAAAUGGAGCCCCAGUGAUAAGCCUAAAUGUGUCAGGUCACAGCAUCCUAUUUUCAACAAGCUGUGGCAUCCGUUUGAAGAGAAAGGCAGAGGGCCAAUGUAUUAUAAAUAA